GUGAUUGGUGGGCGAGGUGAACCCGGAUGUGUCUCGUGGAAUGGUUGUCAUUUGCGUACGGCAGACAUCCGGAAGCGGAAGUGCUGGCCUGUCUGUGUGUACAGGGGAUGUGCGGUACUGUGGGGUGACAGAGCUGAGCUGCAGGUGCAGCAGAGCAAGGACUGAGACACCCCGGCAGACAUGGACAGAGCGCGGAGCGGUAUCAGCGGGGUCCUGUCCUCCCUCUCCCUCCUCUGCGUCAUCCUGGACCUGCAUCUGGACGGGUCGCUGGCUGCCGGUCAGGCCGAGGUGGAGAGUCACCUGGAGAUGGGCCGCAAGCUUCUGGCUGCUGGACAACUGGCCGAGGCGCUGUCCCACUAUCACUCAGCAGUGGAUGGGGACCCCAAAAAUUACCUGACCUAUUACAAGCGAGCGACCGUCUACCUGGCCAUGGGGAAAUUCAAGUCAGCGCUGCCGGACCUCAGCCGGGCCAUCGAGCUGAAGCCGGACUUCCUGGCCGCCAGACUCCAGCGAGGGAACAUCCUUCUGAAGCAGGGGGACACACAGCAGGCCAAAGAGGACUUCCAGACAGUGCUGGUGAGCAGCCCGUCCAAUGAAGAGGCCAGGAGCCAGCUGGAGCGGGCCCAGGAGGUGGAGGUCCACAGAGAGCAGGCCUGGGGGGCCUAUAACCGGGAGGACUAUGUGGAGGCGGUCAGCUGGCUGGAGAAGGUGGUGGAGUUCUCCCCGUGGGAUCCCAGUAUCUGGAAGCUGCGCUCCGAGUGUCACCUCUUCAACGGAGAUCUGACCAAGGCCAUCCAGGACCUGAAGCCCACCACCAAACUGCGCAGCGACAACCGGGCCGCCUACCUCAAACUCAGCCAGCUCUACUACAUCAUGGGCGACCAUGAGGAGAGCCUGAGUCAGAUCCGGGAAUGUCUGAAGCUGGAUCAGGACGACAAAGAUUGUCACAUCCAUUAUAAACAAGUGAAGAAGCUGUCCAGACAACUGGAGUCCGCCGAGGAACUGAUCCGAGAGCAGAGAUACGAAGCCGCCGUUGAGAAGUUUGAAGCCGCCAUGAAGACUGAGCCCGAUGUGGAAAUCUACAGUAAAAGAGCUAAAGAGCGGAUCUGUCACUGUCUGUCCAAGAGUCAGCACACAGAGGCGGCCAUAAAGGUGUGUACAGAAGCUCUGCAGAGAGACCCCCACAGUACUCGGGUCCUGAAAGACAGGGCGGAGGUCUACAUCCUGAAUGAGCAGUAUGACAAAGCGGUUGAAGAUUUUCGGCAAGCGAAGGAACUGGAUGGAGACAACGAGGAGAUAAAUCAGGGUCUGGAGAGAGCACAGAAGCUGCUGAAGCAAUCCCAGAAAAGAGAUUAUUACAAAAUCCUGGGAGUGAAGAGAAAUGCCAACAAGCAAGAAGUGAUCAAAGCCUACAGGAAGCUGGCGCAGCAGUGGCAUCCAGACAACUUCCAGUCAGAGGAGGAGAAGAGAGAAGCAGAGAAGAAGUUCAUUGACAUCGCAGCAGCCAAAGAAGUGUUAACAGACCCAGAAAUGCGGCAGAAGGUAGAUGCCGGAGAAGAUCCGCUGGAUCCUGAGAAUCAGCAGGGCUCCGGACACCACCAGCAAUGGCCUUUCGAAUUUAACCCCUUCAGCUCAGGAAACUUUCACUUCAAAUUUAACUUUAACUGAGCCCUUCGGGGUCCUGGCGGUGGCUGCUGGGAGACUGAAGCACACUCCACCUGCGGCCGUCCUGUAAGGACCUCAUUCCUCAUCUGGACAGUUCGCGGCCGCAGGGCUGGCGUUACGUUUUUUUGCCUCCAUCUUUGACCUCGGUGCUGUUUACGUCUUCGGAUCAAGUCGGUUGUUCCUCUUGGACAUUGAGCAGAGCGGCGGCCGUUCAUGGACUCAGGAUGGACUGUCGGUGUGAACGGGAGCCGCUCGUGUCCUCUGGAUGGUGGAGGUGUAGAGGAAACAUCUGCUGGGGUGGGGGGAAAGGGGGGGGGGGAGAUGUAUAAUAAAAUACCUAUGAUUUUAGUUUUAA
Molecule: messenger RNA, 2020 nt
Organism: Bufo gargarizans (Asiatic toad)
Lineage: Eukaryota; Metazoa; Chordata; Amphibia; Anura; Bufonidae
Product: dnaJ homolog subfamily C member 3-like
Exons: 13
Coding region: 181-1668 (495 amino acids)
Biological process (GO): protein folding in endoplasmic reticulum
Cellular component (GO): endoplasmic reticulum
Molecular function (GO): misfolded protein binding; protein-folding chaperone binding
Source: RefSeq, a predicted model, not a curated record